GGUGGAGAACCACACUUCAAUUUGUCUUCUUCUACGGCGAGUGACUGUUAAUCAAAUGAAUGAAGCAAGCGCAACAUGCUAAUUAAGUGGGAGUAGCUUUGUUUGAAGGGUUAUCGGUGUGUACCUGCAUCGGCACUGAGGAAUAAGCUUUCUGUAGGCUACUGUACGCCAGCUCCGCUUCAACCUGCUUUCCUCCAACAACAGCAGCAAUGGACCGCGAUCCAGUUGUCAUCGUCUCGGCUGUCAGAACCCCGAUAGGGGCGUUUAACGGUGUCUUCUCCACACUGCCGCUGCAUGAGUUGACGUCUGUGGUCAUCAAGGAGGUCCUGCAGAGGGGCGGAGUCAUGCCGGAACAGGUGUCAGAGGUCAUCAUGGGACAUGUACUCACCGCAGGUCAUGGUCAGAAUCCGGCGAGGGCAGCAGCGGUGUUGGCGGGGGUUCCGUACUCGGUGCCGGCGUGGGGUUGCCAGAUGGUGUGCGGCUCGGGGCUCAAGGCCGUCUGCCUGGGGGCCAACGCCAUCGCCACCGGAGACUCCAGCGUGGUGGUGGCAGGGGGCAUGGAGAGCAUGAGCAGGGCGCCCCAUACAGUGCAGAUGCGUGCAGGGGUGAAGAUGGGGGACACACCACUACAGGACUCCAUCAUCGCAGACGGCCUCACAGACGCCUUCCACCAUUACCACAUGGGCAUCACAGCGGAGAACGUGGCUCAGCAGUGGGCGGUGUCGAGGGCGGAGCAAGACCAGUUUGCCGUGUCGUCACAGCAACGCACGGAGGCGGCUCAGAAGGCCGGACACUUCUCACAAGAGAUCGUCCCAGUCACUGUGCCAUCACGCAAAGGUCCAGUGUGUGUGAGUGAGGAUGAGUUUCCGCGUCACGGCAGCAACAUGGAGGCCAUGUCCAAGCUCCGCCCCUGCUUCCUGAAGGACGCCUCAGGCACUGUAACCGCUGGCAACGCCUCAGGCAUCAAUGACGGGGCGGCCGCCACUCUGCUGAUGAGCCAAUCCGAGGCCCAGAGGCGGGGCUUAAAGCCCAUGGCGCGAAUCAUCUCAUGGGCACAGGUCGGCCUGGACCCGUCAAUCAUGGGCACUGGACCAAUCCCGGCCAUCAAGAAAGCGGUGGAGAAGGCAGGCUGGGCUCUAGAGGAGGUGGAUCUCUUUGAGAUUAACGAGGCUUUCGCUGCCCAGUCGCUAGCAGUAGUCAAGGAGCUCGGACUCAACCCUGACAAGGUGAACAUUAAUGGGGGUGCGAUCUCCCUGGGCCACCCCCUCGGCAUGUCGGGGUGUCGUGUGCUGGUGACGUUACUGCACGCGCUCAAUAGGACUGGUGGGAAAAGGGGCGUGGCCUCCCUGUGCAUCGGAGGAGGAAUGGGCAUCGCCAUGUGUGUGGAGACUAUGUGAUGGGACACACACACACACACACACACACACACACACACACGGGAGAGCAAUGAGCAUUGCUGUGUGCGGACAUGCUGUGACACACACACACAUACACAUUCUUUCUCUCUCUCUCACACACACACACACACACACACACACACACACACACACACACACACACACACACACACACACACACACACACAUUCUCUCUCUCUCUCUCUCUCUCUCACACACACACACACACACACACACCUCUAUGACCAGACACACACACACACCCAACUGAUUCCAGGUGUCUGCUGUUUCCCUCUGCUCUGUCCUGAUGCAUGUUAAACUGCUGCCUUCAAAUGACUAACGACUCUUCAAAUGUCUCAUGGUUCUUUAAAUAACUUAUAAUUCUUUUGACUCACAAUUCUUUAAACGGCUCUUCUUGAAUCACUAUACAGCGCGAGACUCAUACAUCUUAUCACCACUCUUUUGGCUCCCCCAUGACUGACUCGUAUGCCUCUUGAGGCACUUUGAUGAUUUUGCAAACAAUUCUUUCUUUUUAAUGAGUAUUCUCACCAAUGACUCACUUGACUCACUUGAUGACUCUAGACUCAGAUAACCCAAACCAACUCAUCACUCUUGUUGUCAUAAUGAGUUCUUCUAAUGUUAGUUGAUGAUGGUUUUCAAAUCAGAUAUAUGAUUAGUUCAUGAGUGUCAUUGUGAGUCUUAUGAGUGAUUGUGAGUCCCCCGAGUCUGUUCCCGAUCUUUGACUGUGCUACUGAUGGUACGACUAAUUAUGUCGUAACAUAAACAUAACAUGUCUGACUCUCAUAUGAUUUUUUUUUUUUAAUUAUAUAUUUAUUCAGAUUUUUUGCAUAUAACAAAACAAUACAGAAAGGGAAAAAGCAAUAUACACACACAGAACAAAACAAAACAAAAAACAACACAAACAGGGCUGGGUGAGUUGUAGACUCUCAUAUGAUUUUAUACAGUUAUUGUUUUCUGCUUUUCCGUCAUUUGUCUAACAUACGAGUACAUGUAGAGUAUUUCCAUAGAUUCUGUCUCCAAUGGUAAAUCACGUCGCUAACUAUGAAGCUUCUGUCAUAUGUGGUUCAUAUGUUCAUAUGGACUAUUUCUGACUGCCCUAAUAUGAUGCUUCUCUAUGACUAUGUAUUUAGACUCGUGGAUGAGUUGUAACUUGGCGUGCGUGCGUGCGUGUGUGCGUGUGCGUGAUGUGUGUGUGUGACCUCCUGAAGCCUUAGACUAGAGGAAUAUGCUCAUAUGUACUACUACUCCCUAUACUGAUGGAUACUAGAUUGAUCCCUCUCCAUCCAUAUAGGUAGAUAGAUACAGUACUGUACCUCAUUAAACAGACAGGGAGAUAUCUAUAGAUAGACCGAUGAAAAGAGGGACAUGGAUGGAUAUAAAGAUAGUGUGUAAUCAGAUAGAUGAGUGCAUGGAUCAUAUUUCACCACCUAGAGAUGGAUGAGUAGAAACAUACUGUAGAAUGAUGGAUAGAUAUAUAGAUAGGCCUCAUUCUUCACACAUUCCACACUGUUUCACACAUACUGUCCUCUGUCCUGCCUCCUGUCUCAAGUAUCCCAUCUUCUGUGUACUGUUUUAUUCAUAAUGUCUUCUGUGUACUACAGUAUCUUAUGCAUACUAUCUCUUCUGUAUAGUAUUCUGUAUACUACAUGUUCUGUAUACUCUGUCUCAUGCAUACUGUCUCCAGCAUAAUGUAUGUAAUGUAUGCAUACUGCACUCUUGUCCACCUGCUUGCACAUGCUACUGUACUACAGUGAUGACCUGUUUCCCCUCUCUUGACUUUCCUCUGUAUGUCCUGUCUCUAUCCUCUGAUGUGUCUCCCGGUUGUGACCUGUGAUGCCAUGUUGUGUUGUGGGAAGAGAGACAGGUAUGGCAGCAGGCAGAGAUAUUAUUAUGUAAGAUGAAAGAUAUGGGAUGCAAGACAGACUGGCAGAGCCGGCCGGACAAACACUAAUAAUUACAUGACAUAACCCAUUCAGAUAGAGGAAAAGGGAGUCUGUUGUGGACUUCUAUUAUGCAUACUUAAUAUAAUCAUGCAUACUUGAUAUCAUCAUGCAUACCUGAUAUCAUGCUUAAUAUCAUCAUGCAUACUGAAUAUCAUACAUGUAUUACCAAACUGACCCUGAGUGUGUGCUAGAUGUGCGAGAGUAGUGUUGCUAUGGUUGUGUUGCUGUGUGCUGUAACCGUAACCUCAAACUGUGCCAUGAAGGCAAUACAAGCCAGUAAUAGGUUCUUCCUGUAGAUAAGUAGAAUGUCUAGAGUUUAAAUGGAGUAUAACGAUGCUUUAUAGAGGGUUCAUAGAGUGCCAUAGGGGCUUUAUCGACUAGGCCUACAAAGUUGAAGCAGGUGACUUGUUAUGUCCCUGGGAAAAUUAUGUUUACAGAGAACAAGUAAUGGAAUUCUAUGGGGAAAUAAAAAAAGACCAAGUUUAAAACUGUUGUUGACAUGUCUUUGUGUGGUUUGAUGUUUAUUUAGGUAAUUACACUUCUAUCUGCAUAGGGGCCUAACUAACUGUGCAUCUUUUUCAUUCACAACUGGCUCUUGACAUGGCCAUUCAGCUCCACAACAGACCAGUGGUAGUUGGUUGCCACAAGAGAGUACAGACUGACUCACUCUAUUAUUAUUAUUAUUAUUAUGAUAGUGCACAUGUAGGCUACAGGACCACAUUGGAUUUUCGAUUCGAAUAGGUUACAUUCAAUUUCCACCCUCC
Molecule: messenger RNA, 4125 nt
Organism: Engraulis encrasicolus (European anchovy)
Lineage: Eukaryota; Metazoa; Chordata; Actinopteri; Clupeiformes; Engraulidae
Gene: acat2
Product: acetyl-CoA acetyltransferase 2
Exons: 9
Coding region: 210-1397 (395 amino acids)
Biological process (GO): fatty acid beta-oxidation
Cellular component (GO): mitochondrion
Molecular function (GO): acetyl-CoA C-acetyltransferase activity
Source: RefSeq, a predicted model, not a curated record